CAUAAAGUUUAAUUUUUAUUAACUGGAAACGCCCAAGGCGUUGAUUUAAGCUAAGCAUGUACUGAAGACAAAUACACCACGUAAUUAUUUUUAAGAUUUUUUUCGGAUGCAAUUUCCAACGAUUUUAUCGGUACGUUAGGAACGGGAAAGUGUCAUAAAGGAUUCAAUUUAAGGUCCAUAAAUCCUCGGCGGCCGGUGGAUCCGCAUUAAAUAAUGUACCAGUCCCGUAUUGACCAAAAGAAGGGCGAUUGUGUGCCACUUCCUCAACGGCAAGAUCCCGAACAUCUGGACAUUGUACAGGGUGGAAGAGGGGCCCGUCUCCCCAUUGAAAUGGUAAACGUCUUCGCCGGGGCGCCGAGUUAUCGAUCACCCAAGCCGAAGCCGUACAAAGGCAGCGGGCCAGGCGACGGUGGCGGAGAUCCCGCCAUCCAGUUCGUCGUCUCCCAUCGCUGACGGAGGAAGGCCCAUCGAUUAGAGUCGGCCCGUGCCCAGGUCCCCGUGCGGCUCUCCCGUUGGCAACGGCGCGUCGUCGAAGAGCGUACGUGUGUGUGUGUGUCUGUACGUAGGGUGCGGCCACGCCGAUCACAUUGGAGGGUCCCUACUGAGAGUGUGGAUGACGCAGACGGUCGAAGAUGGAACGGAGUUGACGGUUUGGCCGGCAAAGUUCUGCAGUCUUCCCUAGCUCGGUGGUACGAUUGCACGUGUUUUCCGAUCGUACGUUCCUCCUCGGUCUCCGUCCGUCACUCGGAUGUGUGCGGUGUGCGCCAGACCAGCCGCGCAUUUCACGUCUCCUUGCCAAAGGCUCACUCUUGCGACGUCGUCACCAUCGACAAGGUGUGCGGGCUAGUAUGUCCGUGCCUUCGAUGGUACAUCGAUCAGGGAACUCUUUGAUAGUGCGCAGCGUCGUUAGUGGCGACGCUCUGUUCGGUUCGGCCGACGCCGUCACCGCCGCCGAAGACGACGUGAACUACACGAGCGUCGGGGAGUCGAACAGUGUUGACGACGCGGGCAAGGAAUUGCCCGACUGCAAAGUGAAGAGGAACUAUCCGUGCGGCCGCUGCAGCUUUUUCACGCAGAACCCGCGCCUCUACCUGACACAUCUGCGCGACGAUCACAAUGAAAAGGUGAAGAUAUACGAGUGUCCGAGUUGUCUGUACGCGUCCAAACACUACCAGAAACUGUUGAGACACCAGAAAAUGGUGCACGGCAACGCGUCCGAAACGUCCGUCGAGCCGGCGGGCGACGGCUCGCGGCAGUCGCGCAAGCGGCCCGCCUCCACGGCCGCCGACGACGAGGAGACGGUGGCGGCGGACGCCGCCCCCGACGACCACGACGACGAAGAGUACGAGCGGGCGGCCGCGUUCAAGUGUUCGAUGUGCGCGUUCACCAGCAAAGUGCAGUCGCAGUUGUCGCGGCACGAGCGCGAGGAACACAUCAAAACGAAGUUUUUCCGGUGCAACAAGUGCAACUAUGUGACGCACAUCAAGGCCCGUUACACCAAACAUGUCAAGUACCAUUCGAUGCCAAUGAUCAAGUGCGGCAUGUGCGACUUCCGCACGCCGUACAAGUGGAACCUGGACAGGCACUGCAAGAACCACAACGGACGCGGGCCGUUCAAGUGUUCCGCCUGCAACUUCACCGCCGACAUCAAGCAGAGUCUGACGGUGCACGAGAUGAACCACCAUGUGCCGCCCGUCGGUCAGGCGGUCGGUCUGGGCGUCGGACGGCGACGCAACAAGGUCGGCGCCAGCGACGCCACCGCCGCCGAAGAGGCCGCCCAACAGUUGCAGUCCGCAAACGUCGCCAACCAGGUCGGUAAGAAGGAGACUAGAACGGGCGCGACCGACGGCGACACGAAGAAAACGCAAAAGUCCAACAAGAAGUCGAAGCUGGGCGGCAACGUGGACGCGAAGAAGUUCGGCUCGGAUUUCCUGCAUCCCGACGACAUAGUGACCCACACCAACGGUAAUGUUUACAUCAAGUCCAAGUGUCGUUUGUGCAACUACAAGACGGCGUGGGACGGUGAAAUGAUCAAGCACGAGAAGCGGGUGCACGGCAUCGACCACGACGAUCACGGCAAACCGGUGAAGAAGGUGCCCAGGCCCAUACCCAACCUCAUACCUUUACCUCAGCAGAACGCCUUCAACAAGCAGGUUCUGCGCCACAGUCAGCCGCCCCUCCAGGUGGCGGAGAUUCCGGAACUGAAGGAGCCGGAGAUUAGCGAGAGGGUCAUCAACGAUAUAUGUGCUAAGUCCGGGAACAGUUCGCUUAAAGACUUCGCGUCUUUGUUCAGUUCCGAAGAGAUGUUCAAGGAACAGAAAGUGACUUCACAAGUACCUGAUCUAAUUCCUACAAGUGUGUAUUCGUCAACACCCAAAAAAAUUAACGAUAGUGCUAAGAAGGACCUGAGUUAUUUCCACGACCUGUUAAGUACCAGUGACUCUAACUUAGUUUGUAACGCGUGCGGACACGAGAGCAGUUGCCUCACCGAACACGUCAAACACCAGAAGUCGUGCGGAAAGGAACUGAAAAAAAUACCAAACAUAGUGCCAGUACAUAACAUUAGUUCUACACGUUGUCAAUUCUGCAGACAGAGAUGCAAGUCCAGCACCGACCUGUACAACCACCUGUUCAGCUGCACCGAGUACAUCAAGUCCCUCACGACCCCCGCCGACGACAUAGACGACACCUCGGAACCGGGCGAGCUACACAUCGACGAAGAUGUGGGCGAGAACAAGGUGUUCGUGUGGAACAACAUCGAAACCCCCAUGAACAUUAAGGCGAACGACUCGAAGUACGUGUACGUGGACGACACCAUCGAGAACGCCUCGAUAAGGUACCGCACCGAUACGCUGUCACCGGAAAACGACAGCAGCGAGCACAGUUACCAGAUCAGCCAGGAUUUCCUGCCGGUCAGCAACAGCAGCAGCGUCCACCACUCGCCGGUCGCCACCGAAAAGAUACCCACCCACGGCACCGACAUAUCGAUAGCCCAACACAAGAGGGUGUUCAAGUGUCCGCACUGCACGUUCUGGGCGUCGACCGCCUCCAGGUUCCACGUGCACAUCGUCGGCCACCUGAACAAGAAGCCCUUCGAGUGUUCGUUGUGCGCGUACCGCUCGAACUGGCGAUGGGACAUCACCAAGCACAUCAAGCUGAAGUCGGUGAGGGACCGCGCCCACGAAUCGGCCAAGGUGCUGAUGACCGACGAGACAGGACGCAGGAACUACACCAAGUACAACAAGUACCUGACCGAGAUCCCGGUCAGCGGCGACCAGACGCAGGAGACGAGCGGCGGUUCGGGCACCAGGCCCAGGAACCACGACAGGAACUCGUCGCCGUCCACCAGCAAGGAUCUGGCGAAGCUGAGCCGGGCCGGCACGGUCGUCGACGUGCAAAAGCCUCUGAGGCCGCCGCCGCCCCUCAAGCCCACCAGCGGACAGAAGAAGGGCAACGUGGAGGGCAGGAGGACCAUGUUCAAGUGCAAAAGAUGCAAUUUCCGCGACUCGUCCAGAGAUGUGCUGCUGGAUCACGUCAAAGGCCACUACAUGGCGAUGGCGCAGUCCAAUGUGGUGACGCUGUCGUCGGAUUUACCGGAUCAUAGUGUAAGGGGUACGAGUCCUGACGAUGAGGCAAGUGUAAAUAGCACCACAGCGAGCAAGGGGGGACAAAUGCCCUUCCGCUGUGGCCAUUGUAAUCAGACCUCUAACUGGAAGCAUGUCAUACAGCGCCACUGCCGUUUGAAGCACAGCGGCGACAUACGAGUCGUUAGCAACAAAAAUGGCCAAGAAAAAAUCGAGGUGGAGGAACAGACUGACGAGCCGGACCACGUGGACGUACCACAAACCGGCGCCUUCAAGUGUGUCACCUGUCCCUAUUCCACCGAGGAGGAGUCGGAACUGAACGAACACUUGUCCGGCCACAAUCAGCGGACCAACAACCCCUACAAAUGCCAGUACUGCAAGUACGGCGUCACCGAAAGGGACGAUCUGUUGGAGCAUCUGCGCCUGCACGGUAUAUGCGACCCGGAGGACUUCCUGUACAAGACCACCGAACGCUGCACGAACGAAGGCGGCCUGGUCAAGAGGUACAAAUGCACCCUCUGUCCGUACGUCACGAACUCCAAGUCGCAGUACACGUACCACAAGCAGUUCCACAAGCCCAGAGGUGGCCAGUACACUUGCACCCAGUGCAACUACAACGUUAGCAAGCGCCAUCUGCUGCACCAACACUUGAAGGUGCACGGCAUCAACAUCACGCCGCACCGCCAGAACGGCGAGUCCAUGGAUCUGGACGACAUAUCCGACGAGAUUGAGGAAGUGCCUUCGUACGCUCACAACUUCGAUACGCAGAACCUGAGCGACAUACCGCUGGUCUGGGUGUCGAAGAACCAGAAGUUCUCCAAGAUGUUCAAGUGCCGGUACUGCCCGCACGUCAAUUUACGCAAGGUCAACAUACAGGAGCACGAAAAGAUGCACGGCAUACGCGAGAAGAAUGCCAACACGUCGCGUUUGAACGACACCGAGCACAAGUGCACGGAAUGUAACUACAUAUGCAACAACGCGGGCGUUUUGUCGUCGCAUUCCAAGGUGCACCAGGGAUUGUACGGUGUCAUCCAUCGAAUCGUCGACUUCACCAAGAGCGACGAGGAACAGCUGCGCGAGCUGAAGAAGUCGCUCGGUUAUGCCGACUCCAAUUCCUACGAUGCCAUGGAAAUGAUCGAAACGGACGUGGAAGAGGUGCCGAACAACACGUUGACCACUUUGUUCUUUUGUCAAGAGUGUCCGGCUCGUUUCCUGAAGGAAAACGAAUUCGCCAUCCACAAGCAGUUCCACGGCAGCAAGGGUCUGUUCAAGUGCGAGUACUGCACGUAUUCGACGGAGCAAGGCGAUUACAUAACCCAGCAUCAGCAAAUCCACCACAAGCAGUAUCAAGACCGCACUUUAGUAUUACAGCAACUACACCGUACCAGCGUCGAGUACCCCCAACCGCAGACGUUCGUAAAUAAGAACGCCAACGACGAAUUGAUAUGGAUAGUGAUUAAAGCUGAGAAACCGGAGCCAAGCUUGGACACCUUAAGCAGAUUACUUAACAAGCCACCCAGAUCUUCUCAGAACGUCCCCCUGUCGGGAACCGAGCUGUUCCAGCAAAAGAACGAGGAGGAACAAAAGCAGGCCGCCGCCUUGGCCCAGCUAAUCAAAGAGGAGCCAGCCAGUCCCAGCACCGACUCUGAAUUAAUGAUGCAAGGCAACCCCGACAUCAUCUACCCCACCUCGAUGAAAAACGGCAAGAUCAAGGAGAAACGUUACAAAUGCCCCAAAUGCCCCAGCGCCUUCGACAAACGGGAACAAUUCAAAGUACACAUGAGCCUGCACGGCUCCAACCAGCGGUACAGCUGCGAGCACUGCGACUACGCGGUCAACUACUACGCCAACUACUCGCAGCACACCAAGAAGCACGCGGCCCAGGCCGACGCCCAGGCCGCCGCCCGUCUGGCGGACGAGGACGAGGAAAUCGAGGAAGUGGCCGGCGAACCGAUGGACGUCGACCAAGACGGUCAACAGCAGCCCCUUGAAUUGUGUGUGCCUGACAAUAAAGCCAUUAAGCAGCAACGUCAAUCUAGUCAAAAUCCCGGAGAGGAUGCGACCGAGUGUGUCAUGAACACGUGCACCCUGUGUCCAUACGCCAGCAACCAGCCGGACGCUUUCGAGAACCACCGCAACAAGCACGUCAGCGUGUCCGGGAUCAAAAGUACUUACACGUGUGAACACUGUGAUUUUUCUGUGCCACAGACACACAAUUUGAGGGAGCACGAGAAAGUACACUUCAUGCCAAACAAGAUAAAUCAGGUUGAUGGCUUUAUGAUUUGUGAUAAUAUGAAACUGACUACGGCCAGAGCCGAGGGCAAGUCUCCUGAAAGGAGCGUCAUUUUCGAAGAACAAGGGUCCAAAUCAACUGACAAGCAGUUCUUGCCUCCACUUAGUGGAGACGUCGCCGAAAGGUUUAACAAUAACGAGGGCGAGAAACAGCUAGUUAACAUGCAGACAGGCGAAUUAGUGAAUAGAAAAAAUAUUAGUGAUACACGUUCUUCUACAAACCAAGAGGAGGUUCGUGACAUGGAAGUAAUUAGUCAAACUUCUAGUGAUAAUUGAUAAUUUACCUUAUUUAUCUAAACUAAAACACUUAUAAAUUUAUACAUAAAUUAACAAUGUUUGCCUUAGUCAUAGAGUAUUUUUACAAAGUAUUUUCACAUAAAAAUAGCAAAUAUUAAAUAAUCUUAGUAUUAUGAUCAUUUCAUACCACAUUUGUACAUAUUUUGUUCUAGAAAUAUUAUGUAAUACUUACUUCAUGGGGUUUUCAUUCAUAAUGCCAAAGCAUUUAAUGCCAAAAUUUGCCAUAUUGUUGUAUUUUUAUUGUUUACAGAGGAGAAAUAUAUUAUCAUAAUUGAA
Messenger RNA from Aethina tumida (small hive beetle), 6449 nucleotides. Its product is annotated as zinc finger protein 91. Gene Ontology annotation, biological process: regulation of transcription by RNA polymerase II. The transcript has 5 exons. Gene Ontology annotation, cellular component: nucleus; chromosome. The coding region runs from base 849 to 6152 and encodes 1767 amino acids. The record is from RefSeq and is a predicted model, not a curated record. Gene Ontology annotation, molecular function: chromatin insulator sequence binding. NCBI's taxonomy places the organism in Eukaryota, Metazoa, Arthropoda, Insecta, Coleoptera, Nitidulidae.